Molecule: messenger RNA, 842 nt
Organism: Erigeron canadensis
Lineage: Eukaryota; Viridiplantae; Streptophyta; Magnoliopsida; Asterales; Asteraceae
Product: bifunctional adenosine 5'-phosphosulfate phosphorylase/adenylylsulfatase HINT4
Exons: 6
Coding region: 123-554 (143 amino acids)
Molecular function (GO): catalytic activity
Source: RefSeq, a predicted model, not a curated record
UAAUUUAACAUAAUAUAAAGUGAAACAGCAAACUCUACAUAGGUACUAAUACCAUCUCCAUGAUGAAAUGGUUACAAGUACAGUAUAGUUGGGGUUGAAAACAAGGAAAGUGAGGGCAGAGAAUGGCAGGCGCUACCAGUUCUUGCAUCUUCUGUCAAAUUGCUCGAUCUUCUUCUUCUUCAACUACCAUUCUUCACGCUGAUGACAAGGUGGUUGCCUUUCCAGACAUUAAUCCUUCCUCUUUUAGGCAUUAUUUGGUGAUUCCUGUGGAACACAUUGCAACAGUCAAGGACCUUCGUAGGACGACAGAAGACCAUACUCUGGUCAAUCACAUGUUUAAUGUGGGGCAGAUGCUACUAAGCAGAGAUGCACCUAAUUCCAUUCAGUACAGAUUUGGUUUUCAUCAACCUCCGUUCAACAGCGUUAACCAUCUCCACCUUCACUGUAUGGCACUUCCGUAUGUACCCAGGUGGAGAAGGAUUAAAUACUCAUCUUUGGGACCCUUAGGUGGAUUUAUUGAAGCCCAUAAACUGUUGGAAAGAUUGAAGCCAUAAUCAACUCUCCAUCAUCAGCAAUACUUUUUAACGGUCCUUCAACUGCUACAUAUAAAAUCAAUUAGUUUUACUAGUUGCAGAUCCAAGAAUAAACAUCUACACAUUAAAGGUGUCUUAUGAAUGGGUCAAAUGAGUUAACCAAAACAGUCCAGGCUGGUCGUAUUUGUAUUUAGUUCACAGUUAACCAUUUCUAAUAAACUGUAGCUACUAAUGAAAAGUUGCUCUGGAAAAUUAAACUUUUUACCGACAUUAUUAAUAUGAUGGAUUUGAAUGAUUUUAAGGAUUAAA